Molecule: messenger RNA, 1242 nt
Organism: Drechmeria coniospora
Lineage: Eukaryota; Fungi; Ascomycota; Sordariomycetes; Hypocreales; Ophiocordycipitaceae
Exons: 2
Coding region: 1-1242 (413 amino acids)
Cellular component (GO): nucleus; cytosol
Molecular function (GO): RNA 7-methylguanosine cap binding; mRNA binding
Source: RefSeq, a predicted model, not a curated record
AUGGAUCUGGACAUCGAAAUGGGCGACGCCGAAGUGGCUCAAGAGGUGUUGCCCUUGGUCGACCCGACAUCUGCCGACGACAUUCUGGGAUCGAAUGAGCCCGAAGAGCCGGGUGAAUUGCCCAACGAGGAUGUGUCUGCGAGGUCUGAAGAUGCGGAAAGCACGAAAGUAAUGCCUACAAAACUGCAUAUUCAUGGACUAGAUAUCCUAUCUUCUGACGACAUCAAAUCCUAUGUCAGAGAACACUAUGGAGACGUCGAUAGGAUAGAAUGGAUCGACGAUGCUUCGGCCAACUUAGUGUUCGCUUCAGAACUUACAGCUCGGGAAGCAAUCGUUGCCCUUAGUUCAAUCGAAGUAGCCGAUGCGACCGCACUUCCGGUUGGGGAGGCAAUUCCCGCAAAGCCUCUCAAUGGCAAACCAGAAGUAUCGCUUCGGAUUCGUUUCGCCACGCAAGGCGACAGAAAAAAAUCUGGCGCCGCCCUCCGAAGCCGAUACUACCUUCUCCACCCCGAGCACGACCCGGAAGAGAGGCGGCGGCUUAGGCGGGACGAGGGUCGGGGACGAUAUCGAGAUAGAACGGAUGGGUACCGCCGGAGCGGUAGGCAGGGCUAUGGCUUGAUGCACGACGUGGAUAAUGUAACCGAGACGUUUGAGGCCAGCAUGUACGACGAUGCCCCGCGCCCUAGACCGCAUCCCCCACGAUCAGAAUCAGACGACGACUCAAGACGGCCCGCGAGAGAUAACCGCGGCAAGGAGCUAUUCCGGGAGCGGUCAUCUGCAAGGCGAGAUAGAUCAGCUUCUCCGCGGCGCCGAGGCGAUGGAGGUGCCCAUAUGGACAACCUAGCCAGCUCACUGCGCAACAACAAGGAACAGGCUCGUUCCAUCCGGGGCCGCCCUUCGGAGGAGAAUCGGGCCGUAGAGCUCUUUCCGACGAAGGUGCCUGGGAGAGGCGGGCAACUGGACCUGUUGGAACGUUCCAUUGGGUCGGCUCGUCUAAAGGAAGAUGAUAUACCCAAAGUUGUAGAGGUCCCAGUUGGCUCUACUUCCAAGGAUGCAUUCAGUAUCCGUGGUCUUGCGAGCCAGCGAACAGACAAAAACCAAAAAGGCAUGACCAUUAAAGGAGCGGCAGCGAGCGCGAAGGAGCUUUUCCCAGAGAGAUUGGGCAGCAACAAUUCUAGCAAGGAGUUGAUAGAUCCGAGCCGGGUCAGACGGAGACAAAAAGCGCAUGAUGUUUUCAACUGA